UUGCCUUUUUUACCCUUUGCUCGUCUUCCAUAUUUCCUGGCUAGUUUCGUGUUUUUCUUUAACUUUCUUGUAGCCAUUUGUCUCCUCUUUGAACGUCCGGGAAAUGCUGCCACAUGUACCGAUUGUUUCAUCCAGUCAAGGGCUACUCACUACCCGAAUUCUGAUGAUAAAGGGACAGAAACCGGAAGUUGUGGCUAUGGCACAUUUGGUGCAACAAUCAAUGGAGGGCAUGUAUCCGCCGCAUCGCAACUCUACCGAAAUGGAGUAGGAUGUGGUGCCUGUUACCAGGUCAGGUGCACCAACAGUUACUACUGUUCAGACAAAGGUGUGACAGCUGUCAUAACCGAUCACGGUGCAAGUGACCGAACAGACUUCAUUCUGAGCAGACGAACACAGAAUUAUGUACGCAAACUAUUGGAUCGAAGUUAUGGAGCCGUAUGGACAACUGUGGCACCACCAAGUAGGCCCUUAUCAGUAAGAAUGCUACUUAGUGACGAAAAUGGAAAUGGGAAAUGGGUAGUUCCAGUCAAUAAUAUACCUGAAAACUGGAAACCUGGAGAUAUAUAUGAUUCAGGAGUACAAGUGAUGGCCUGA
Molecule: messenger RNA, 594 nt
Organism: Striga asiatica
Lineage: Eukaryota; Viridiplantae; Streptophyta; Magnoliopsida; Lamiales; Orobanchaceae
Source: the annotation of a GenBank genome assembly